CUCAGCUUCGACCAGACUGUCCGCCAUGUUGCCAAAGGGUUCCCUCCUGAUCGAAUAUCGUUUACUUGAACUCCUCCACAAGUAGACCAAACCAGAGAACUAAAACCACUCGGCAGCUACCACAUAUAAAGUUUUAAACACCAUGCGUAGACUCCAUGAAGAUUUCGAGUAAACCAAAGCGACAGAAAGCGAAAAUUCCUUUCUGCCGCGGGUGGCGAAGAAGAAAUGUCCCACCACCCCUUCCCAUCUAGCUUAGUGACCCCUUCAUAAUAAGGCCAGGCUACUAAUGAUGGAACAUGUGAUCGGAGAUCAAAUUUACGGCGGGCUAGCGCAUUUUGCGCGUGGUGUUUUGUGUUGAGUUAUAAAGGUGACAUUAUCAAGAUGUAGGAAGGAGGCGUUCUCGUUCAGAGUGUGUUACUUUGAAUAAAGAUGCCACCCAAGAAGAAACCGUUAGAAGAUGCAAGGAAAAGACUUCAAGAAAAGUUGAAUAAUGUCGAGGAACAGUCAGAUUAUAUUUGUCAGUUUAUCAAUGAUCUGGUCAAUAAGGCAUCUAAUCCAGCCAAGAAACUCCUCGAAGAGAAAGAUCGCAAGAAGUUUUUUCAGAAGUACUCAUCUGUGAGUCAGGAACUGGAGAAGUGUCUUGACUGUCUAUUGUUGAUAAGUGAUUCUGUCACAGCUCUUGGAGAGGAAGACACCUUAGGCUACAUGGCAUCUAAUCCAGCCAAGAAACUCCUCGAAGAGAAAGAUCGCAAGAAGUUUUUUCAGAAGUACUCAUCUGUGAGUCAGGAACUGGAAAAGUGUCUUGACUGUCUAUUGUUGAUAAGUGAUUCUGUCACAGCUCUUGGGGAGGAAGACACCUUAGGUGCUAGUGAAGGUUACAGCAGUUCAACAGCAUCUGAACACAGUGAGCAUACUGAGCAGGAUGCUGUGUCAUCCAAGAAGCCAGACAGCGUUGAGAAAGAUUCCCAGGCCUUAGGUGAUAAAAAUAGUAAAGGGCUACAAAAUGCCUCACAACUCUCAGGUGACAGUGUCAGUCCAUGUUUAGAGAAUGAUCUACAGAACAACAGUGGAACUCAAAAGAGUACUGAGGUUGGGGGCGUGGUUGAGUCGCAGUCCACAUGUUCACAGAAUUCAUGUGCUGUUAAAUCAACAGAAAAUAAUGGACGAGCCUCCAUUUUGAAACACGCAACUGAGGUAAGUACUGUUUCCAAUCCACCAACUGUUGAACAAAUACCACAAUUUCAAGCUAAACAAUCAGUUCCUGAAGAUCUUAAUAAACAAUCCCAGAAGCUAUCAUCUGCAAGUCACGAGGCAUUGAAAAGUGGAGAAGGGCUUAAUCUGAUAUCCAAGCUUAUCGAAGUUGAGCCUGCAAAACAGUUCACAGACCACACUAAAAGAGAAGAUACUUCACUGGGAAAGCCGCUAAAGGAUUCUAGAAGAAAAGGAUCUUCUUCCUCUGGGAGCCCACCAUGUGAUGUUUUUCAAGAUGGCAGAACUGAACCCACAAAACAGUGCAUUGAUCACAAGCAAACAGACUAUCCUUUAUUUGCAAAACCUCCAAAAGAUGUCAAAAGAAAAGGAUCUUCUUCAUCUGUCAGUGCUCUUUCUGAUAUUAUUCAAGAUAUCAGAACUUCUCCAAGAGAUGCUAACAUUUCUGCUGAGAACAUACCAACAAAAGUUCAGCUUCCUGAGCACCCAUUCAAGAAUGGCCAGAGACUUGAAGUUGUCGUCACUGAGGUUCUGAGUCCAUGGGAACUUUGGGUGCAGCCUGUCGGCUCUGAGCUGGAUCUACUGAUGGAGGAAAUGUGCAUGCACUACGCAAAACUAGCGGCCGCAGGUUACAAGGGAGGCUUGAUAUCAGCACCCGCAGUGGGAGACUUCUGCUGUGCUAAGUUCACCCAAGAUGACACAUGGUACAGAGCACUAGUGACAGCUGUGGAGGAAUCAGACAAAGGUUUGAUAGUAAUCCUGCAGUGUACCAUUUAGACUACAGUCAAACCUCUCCACAACGGCCACCUUGAGGACGGGGGAAAAUGGCUGUUGUAGAGAUGUGGCCGUUAUGGGGAGGUAAGGGUGUAAUAUGACACCUGUUUU
This is a messenger RNA of Orbicella faveolata, 2094 nucleotides long. RefSeq lists its product as uncharacterized. Gene Ontology annotation, molecular function: metal ion binding. NCBI's taxonomy places the organism in Eukaryota, Metazoa, Cnidaria, Anthozoa, Scleractinia, Merulinidae. The record is from RefSeq and is a predicted model, not a curated record.